UGGAGGAGUUGCCGAGCUGGGCUACUGUGGCAGCGGGGCGCGGAGCUGGGUGCGCGCAGAGCUUCUGCCACCCGCCGCCUCCUCGCCCUCCAUUCCUCGUUCCCCAUCUUCCCCCGGCCACGCCGCGACUGCGCUGCCACCGCCUCCCUGGGAACGGUCGCCGGGGGAGGGGGCCCUGUGCGGUCGAAGCCCGUUGGGAGGUGCAGGACACCCACACCCUGUGCAGGGGAGCGCGCCCGGCCCUGCCCGGGAUCAGAUAACUGCGGCGGGGGAGGGGGUGGGUCGGCGGUGCUUGCCGCGGGACUGAGUGACAGAAGCCAGCGGCGAGCCCGGAGCGAGCGCCGAGUGGCUGGGGGCGCCGUCUGGGCGUGCGCCCCCAACCCAUGGCUGGCGACGCGCCCCUCGGCGUGGAGCGCUCCCAGGGGCUGCGCUGAGGCGGCGGCGGCAACGGUGGCAAUGCAGCCAGCGCAGCGGCGGCCGGGACCGGGAACGGCCGCGCGGAUCUUGGAGGACGCGGGACGCGCCGCGCCCCGGCCACUGACCGAGAAGUGCCCCUGCCUGCAGUCAGCCUGGGGGCAGGCCAGGGUCCACCAGACCCCGGGAUGACCGCAGCCAGCCGGGCCAACCCCUACAGCAUUGUCUCAUCAGAGGAGGACGGACUGCACCUGGUUACCAUGUCCGGCGCCAACGGUUUCGGCAAUGGCAAGGUGCACACACGGCGCCGGUGCCGCAACCGCUUUGUCAAGAAGAACGGCCAGUGCAACAUCGAAUUCGCCAACAUGGAUGAGAAGUCACAGCGCUACCUGGCUGACAUGUUUACCACGUGCGUGGAUAUCCGCUGGCGCUACAUGCUGCUCAUCUUCUCCCUGGCCUUCCUUGCUUCCUGGUUGCUGUUCGGCAUCAUCUUCUGGGUCAUUGCUGUCGCCCAUGGAGACCUGGAGCCAGCCGAGGGCCGUGGCCGUACACCCUGUGUGCUGCAGGUCCACGGCUUCAUGGCAGCCUUUCUCUUCUCCAUCGAGACACAGACCACCAUUGGCUACGGGCUCCGCUGUGUGACUGAGGAGUGCCCGGUGGCUGUCUUCAUGGUGGUGGCACAGUCCAUUGUAGGCUGCAUCAUUGACUCCUUCAUGAUUGGUGCCAUCAUGGCCAAGAUGGCCCGGCCCAAGAAGCGAGCGCAGACUUUGCUUUUCAGCCACAACGCUGUCGUGGCUCUGCGUGACGGCAAGCUCUGCCUGAUGUGGCGCGUGGGCAACCUUCGCAAGAGCCACAUCGUAGAGGCCCACGUGAGGGCUCAGCUCAUCAAGCCCAGGGUCACGGAGGAGGGUGAGUACAUCCCGCUAGACCAGAUGGACAUUGACGUGGGCUUUGAUAAGGGCCUGGACCGCAUCUUCCUGGUAUCACCCAUCACAAUCUUGCAUGAGAUUGAUGAGGCCAGCCCUCUGUUCGGCAUUAGCCGUCAGGACCUCGAGACAGACGACUUUGAGAUUGUCGUCAUCCUAGAAGGCAUGGUAGAGGCUACGGCCAUGACCACGCAGGCUCGCAGUUCCUACCUGGCUAAUGAGAUCCUGUGGGGCCACCGCUUUGAGCCAGUGCUCUUUGAGGAGAAGAACCAGUACAAGAUUGACUACUCACACUUCCACAAGACCUAUGAGGUGCCCUCUACUCCCCGCUGCAGCGCCAAGGACCUGGUGGAGAACAAGUUCCUCUUGCCCAGUGCCAACUCCUUCUGCUAUGAGAACGAGCUGGCCUUCCUGAGCCGAGAUGAGGAGGAUGAGGUGGCGACAGACCGGGAUGGCCGCAGCCCUCAGCCGGAGCAUGACUUUGACCGACUGCAGGCUGGCAGUGGUGCCCUUGAGCAGCGGUCCUACAGACGGGAGUCAGAGAUUUGAGUGCUCUUGACUUGGGUGCAGCACCGCCCUGACCACAAUAGGUCCCAGGUCCCUUGGGGACCUGGGUUUGAGCAGAGCAAGCCAAAUCCUCGGGCCACAAACUCUGUAGCAUCUUAGUCUUUCCAUGUUUUUUCCGCAAUAGCCUGGGGAAGUUGGUGAGAGAGCGGGUGACCAGAAUGAAUGGCCCGUGGCCUCAUGUAUAUUUAUGGGCAAGGAGGUGGUGACCUCUUGGGGUAAGGGGAACAGCAGGAGUGGAGGACUCUUCUGGAGGCCUCAGAAGCAGCUCAGGAGAGGUCCCAGCCCUGAUGGAGAAAGUUGUGUGUGCACACCUCAUUGGUUUUUAACUUGGAUAAGACUGUUUACAAAAACAAAAAACAAAACAAAAAAAACCCCUGCGAAACACAAGAAAACACUAACAAGUGGUUGCAUUUUUUAAAAUCCAUGGUGUGGGGACAGUUAGAAUUCUACUACCAGCUGCCAGGCAAGCAGCUGGAUGGAGAGACCAGAAGGUUCUCGGAGUUCUGGUGUCUCCCUCACGUGUCCUGCUUAAGGGUGAAUCAGGCUUGUGACCAUGUUAACGAUUCUAAUAAAGUGUCUCGAUGUCUCUGGGGGUGGGGGCCCACUAGGAUGAAUCUGGCUUGAUCAUUUGUGUUUGCCUUUGUACCUCAGCUGGAUCAGGGCUGGGUUUAGGACCCAAGGGAGGCCCCCUUCCGUGCCCCUGUUCCUCACUCCCUGUCUGCCCGAGGUUUCCACCCCUUGCGGUGAGGGCCGGUAGGAAACACCAGAGUGGGUGCUUCUUAGGAAAGGACACUCAGGAAAUUAGCAUGGGGUCUGGUUCCCACAUUCCCAGAAAGUGGAUCAGCCCCACCCCCGUAGGACUCACAGUUUGAGUUGUGCCUUAGACACUCUGGUUGUCUGGCUUCCGUCUUUUUGGUUUUAUCAGACUUGUCCAAUCCUUCCCUGCUGCCCCUGACUCCGCUCCUGACGCCCAGAAAGCCCCCCCCCCCCCCCACCGAGGGUGCAGGCUGCACCCCUCCUGUCUCACAGCCACCACGUCCCUACCUGCUUUUCUCCCACACUCCUGGGGCGCCAUGAGGUAGCCCAGCUGGCCCCAGCCAGUCAUCUGCUGCUAGAAGGCAGAGUCCAGGAAAGGAGAGGAGAGGAGCACCCCUUCCCUGUCCCCAUCCUGCCCCUGCCACCAUAGAAAUGACCAGAGAAAUGUCAUAAAACAAUUUCUGUGUAGCCUUUAGGGGCCUGUGAUGGAGCUUUCCCUCCCCGAGGUCCCAAACCGUGAAGUCUUCCCAUCAUGCCCAGUUAGGGAGACCUGAGGUGGGCUUGCUCCCAGGCAUCUAGCUUAAGAGUUCAUGCUAUGUUCUAGCCUAGGAGUCUGCCUAGGACUUGCUGCAGAGGCCUCAGCUCCUUUGUGUUCUUGGCCUGGCCUCUGCCCUCACAUCUCACUGAGUUUUCUAGCUUUGGCCCUGAGGCCUGAGGGUGCAUUCUGUGUGGGGGUGCUUGGCUCUCACCCACCUCUGUGCAGUUGUCAGACUGCGGGAGGGAAGAAGGGGAAAUCCUGGGCCCUGGGUACCACUGUGGGAGCCUAAGCACCUUUCUGAGUAGGUGGGCCUGCAUCCAGAGCAAGGUCUGGGGGCUCCUGGUCCUUCAAGGCCUGCUCCCAGCUCAUCUCAGUGGCCUGAAACAUUCAGCACUCUGGCCCAUCCUCCUCCCAGGCCCAGGUCUGCCAGAAUGGUCCAGUCCCUGGGCCCUGCUGGAGAGCAGCUCAAGCUGCCUUUCAUCUCUGCCAAAGGCAGGCGGAUCCUGUAUUUUCAAAUUCUCCUGCCCUCUUUUUUUUCCUCUUUCCCUGUAUUUAUUUAUUGCUUGUGCUAAAGACCAAACUAGCCCCUCUUUUUAGUGCAUCUAAUGGGGGAGGCCACUGAGGGGAGCGUGUGCCUGUGCCAAGCAGGAAAGCUUGGCCCCUGGGGAGUGCGUGAGGAAGGAAGCUGGGUGUGCGUGCCUGCAUGUACAGAUGUGCUCACAUGAUUGCCUCCCUGUGUGUGAGUCUUGGUAUACUGAUAUAUGUUAUACACAGGUGUUUAUGUGCAGGUAGUUCGUGUGUGUCUGCUUUUUUUAUACGGGUAUGGUGGGUCUGGUGCUCACUAACCUGAACUGGUCAGGUUGGGUGCUGGCCACAGACACAAUCACAGUCCGACGUGAGUCCCUGCCCUGCCCUAGUUAUGCAGGCUGUACACAGUGUGCAGCAGUCUGAGGAGUCCGGUGGUAAGCUUCUGCACCAGGUCCUGAUGGAGGCCAUGCGUGCAUCUGUGCAUGUGAACAUGUGUGAGUGUGUGAAGGUCCCAGGGUGCGUGUAUGUGAAUGUCAGUGGGGUGGGUGCUGUGUGCAGCGUGUGAGAGCUGCAUAGAACGACGCAGCUGCCCUGAGCCCAUGCUGGUGCUGUGCCACCUGGUCCUUGUCCAGCUGAGGGCCUGGGGGCAGAAGGACACACCACAGGGAGGCCCCUGUAUGGGUGUCUGCCCUGUGUGAGGUCAUAGAAUGUUAAAUCUAUUUUAAAUGGUGAAACUGGAGAAUUUUCAUGUUAUUUUCAAUACAUAGCGGUAUCUAAAGAUGUAGGCAACGAGACUAGACCACAUUAAAUGCAUUUUGAUCUCUUUGAG
Microtus oregoni (creeping vole) is the source of this 4558-nucleotide messenger RNA. RefSeq names its product potassium inwardly rectifying channel subfamily J member 12 (gene Kcnj12). Bases 603 to 1889 code for a protein of 428 amino acids. Gene Ontology annotation, biological process: potassium ion import across plasma membrane; regulation of monoatomic ion transmembrane transport. NCBI's taxonomy places the organism in Eukaryota, Metazoa, Chordata, Mammalia, Rodentia, Cricetidae. Gene Ontology annotation, cellular component: plasma membrane. Gene Ontology annotation, molecular function: inward rectifier potassium channel activity. The record is from RefSeq and is a predicted model, not a curated record. The transcript is spliced from 2 exons.